Salvia hispanica is the source of this 689-nucleotide messenger RNA. Its product is annotated as thaumatin-like protein. The record is from RefSeq and is a predicted model, not a curated record. Lineage: Eukaryota; Viridiplantae; Streptophyta; Magnoliopsida; Lamiales; Lamiaceae.
AUAUCAGGAUCCAAAGCUGCUGUCUUCACGUUGCAAAACAGGUGUAAAGAAACCAUAUGGCCCGGAGCCUUGUCAGGAGCCGGCCAUGCUCUACUCAUAAACGGCGGCCUGCAGCUCAAACCAAAUGAGAAAGCCAAUGUUGUAGCACCCUUCGGGUGGUCGGGCCGUUUCUGGGCCCGCAGCGGCUGCACAUUUGACAAAUCGGGCAAGCAGGGGAACUGCGCCACAGGCGACUGUGGCGGCCUCCUGCAAUGCAGUGGCACUGGCGGGACGCCCCCGGCUUCCCUGGCAGAGUUCACUUUAGACAGCCCGGAAGACUUUUAUGACGUCAGCCUUGUCGACGGUUUCAACAUGCCCAUAUCCAUUAUCCCGUCUGGUGGAUCGGGUAACUGUUCAGCUGUGGAGUGCAGCUCCAACUUGAACCUGCAAUGUCCGGAGCAAUUGCAGGUGAGGAUCAAUGGUGGUGGAGACACGGUGGCUUGUAAGAGCGCUUGCUUGGCUUUCGGUCAGCCUCAGUUCUGCUGCACAGGGGCCUACAACAAUCCACAGGUUUGCAAGCCCAGUCAUUAUUCAGAGGUUUUCAAGAAAGCGUGCCCCACAGCGUAUAGCUACCCUUACGAUGAUGCCACUAGCAUUUUCACCUGCAAUGGGACUAAUUAUUCGAUCAUAUUUUGCUGAAACAUACAAAG